Messenger RNA from Protopolystoma xenopodis, 288 nucleotides. The record is from the annotation of a GenBank genome assembly. NCBI's taxonomy places the organism in Eukaryota, Metazoa, Platyhelminthes, Monogenea, Polystomatidea, Polystomatidae.
GUUCAGGAUAUGCCAUGGCUCUACUACAGCCCAGAAAAAGCAUCUACUACCCUGACGGCAACCGAUUUGACAUCCGAAUUUAAUAGUAACAGUCUGAUUCCGAUCAAGUUGGCUGCAUUCAUGCUGAAUGGCUCUUUUAUUGGCUACAAAGACGCUGUUGGAGAGGGUCUGCUUCAGCUGUGCAAAGAUUCUUUUCAGCGAAUGAUAGCAGCCUUUAAAUUUGGCACCGUAUAUUAUAAACAGGUAGUUUGGAUAAGUGAAAUAGAUUUCUUUGGAUACAGGCUUUAA